AUGGGUAGGGAUAGUGUACCGGCGAUAAGACCUGCAAGUAAGAAGAGCAAGAAGUGGAGAAUCAGAGCGCUAGUGAAGCCGGGCGGCGUGAACCCUGACAAACAGGAGGAUGCCGUAUCUCAGACCGGAAACAAGGGCUUGUCCGAGAUGAAUGCUUAUGGGUACUCUGUGCUCCAGCUGGUAAUGAUGGAUUCGUUCAUAUUCGUAACCGACAUGGGCCAAAGCGGUCAGACAGAUCGCAGGCAGAAGCCAAAGUUGAAGCGUCGCCGUGGGGCUUGUGAUUCUUGCAGACAAAGGAAAGUUCGAUGCAACGGCGAUCAACCGUGCAAUCAAUGCCAACGGUGCUCCCUUGGAUGUCAUUAUCGAAGUUUGGGUCGACAACGACGGCUCUCAUCCGCAGCCUGUUCUGAUCCCACAGUGAUGGAGGGUCCACCAGUACACCCUGAAUCUAUCCCAGCCCCAGCUUCUACCAGGAACAUGCGCCCGAUACAUCCAUCAAAUUCGGAACCUGCGCUUGAAGUCAUAGAUAAUUCGCAUCAGUUGCCGCCUGAGGCAAGCCAUAAUCAGUUCACAACAAUGGCCGAAUUUGAAGGAGACUGGGACUGGGAAAGCCUACUCAUGUAUAGCAACCAAGAAGAGGAUGCACAUGUGACUAGCAGCCCUAUGGGUUCAACCGCUGAGACCGCCUUCGCCCCUUUCGAACCUGCGGGGGUUCGAAGUGAUGCUGGUCCAUCAUUGUCAUUCGACGGUACACGGUACCGUGAAGAUAAACCGACAGGGUUUACCGCAGAUUUAGUGGCUUCUGACCAAGUAACACAAGGCCAUUCGAUCACAGGAAAGCUUCAUUCACUUGUGCUCGAGGAGGACAUUGACAUGAGCAGACCACAGCGAGCGAAGCUUAUACAGGUCCUUGAUAGGCUGGCAGCUGGUCGAUUCCGGCUGCUACAUGGAGAAAGCCAUGGAAACACUUCGUCAGAAAAGUCUGAAGAAGGAACAGAGAAUUAUAGCCGAGAAUUCGCCUACAAAUGUAUAGACGCUUCCUAUGUCGACCCCCAAGGUGUACCAACGCUCCUCGAUAGAGAAGACUUAGAAAGACUGAUCGACCGUGUAAUGGAUAAAGCAGCCGUUUUCCCUGCUGGUCUAACACUUCUCAAUGCUAUUCUCGCCAUUGGGUCCCAUUGCCUCAAUUUAAAAGACUCUACGAGUUCAGCAUCAAGGGCUAAUUAUCCAGUGUCCCAGUUCUUUGACAAGGCAUUGAAGUUUAGACAUCAAAUACCCGCUGAAGCAUCCCUAGAAAAGCUUCAGUCCUAUUUUGCCAGUAGAACAGGGUCCAUUUUGGCAUCUUCGCUGAUAGCGGAGGCGACCUGUUGUGCUCAGGGUCUUCGUCUCAACAGUACCCCCGCGAUCCAACGGACACAUGCUGGUCCUAUCGAGCAAGAGACUGCGAGGCGCGCUUUUUGGUUUCUAUACUGCCUUGAGAAGCCGCACUGUCUCAGAGAAGGUACCUUUCCAUUGGUCAACGAGGCUUUCAUUGACCAUACCCCACCAAGGCUCCUUAAUUCAUUCGGUAAAUCGGACUGGCUCUUGAUCAACAGCCGGUACGCUGGUUUGUGCUCUCGUAUACUCAGACGGCUAUACGGUGGGGGCUCUUGUUGUUGCGAAGGCGAGUGCAGUGACACCGUCGACUCCAUUGAGAUCCUUGAAAGGGCCCUGAAAGCUUGGGGAAAAGAGCUCCCAUUCCCUUGCGAUACUCCUCCGAGUAACAGAAUGAUGAAUUACUCGACCCUGACCUGUACAGAUCGCCGGCUCAGACUCAGCAAUCUGUAUAGGUACCACGGUGCGGUGAUUGCAAUCCAAAUCCUGCAGUCAUGUCAGAGCAACACUCAGUGGGAUGAGGAAAUAUGUUGUCAGUCAGCUCGAACUAUUCUAAGUGCCUGUUACUGUAUCAGUCUGUCCGACGUGCAGUAUGACUGGUCGCUGUAUUAUUUCCCAUCCAUCGCCACUUCAUCGGGUUUCUUUGGCAGACUAUCACUCGACGCCGAUGUGCCAUUUGAUGAAAUCACCGAACUGAUCAAGUUCGCCCAGCAACAUCUGAAAGAUGGAUGCAUAGGAAAAUGA
Messenger RNA from Aspergillus niger, 2118 nucleotides. RefSeq lists its product as uncharacterized. Gene Ontology annotation, molecular function: DNA binding; zinc ion binding; DNA-binding transcription factor activity, RNA polymerase II-specific. Lineage: Eukaryota; Fungi; Ascomycota; Eurotiomycetes; Eurotiales; Aspergillaceae. The transcript is spliced from 13 exons. Bases 1 to 2118 code for a protein of 705 amino acids. The record is from RefSeq and is a predicted model, not a curated record. Gene Ontology annotation, biological process: regulation of DNA-templated transcription; DNA-templated transcription.